CAGCCGGCGCGGGGCCUGGCGGGGCGGAGCGGGGCCGGGCCGGGCCGCGCCGGGCCCACGGGAGCCGAGCGGGGCCGGACGGAGCGGGGCCGAUAGGAGCGGGGCGGAUUUAUGCGCUGCGAGCGGGGCCGGGCCGGGCGGCUGGAGCGGCGGCGGCGGCGGCGGGCGGGAGCAGCAUGGGUGUGAUAGGUGUACAGUUGGUGGUGACCAUGGUAAUGGCUAGUGUCAUACAGAAGAUCAUACCUCAUUAUUCUCUUGCUCGUUGGCUUCUCUGCAGUGGCAGUUUACGAUGGUAUCAACAUCCUACUGAAGAAGAGCUACGGAUUCUAGCAGGGAAACAAAGAGGGAAGAGCAAAAAAGAUAGGAAAUAUAAUGGUCAUAUUGAAAACAAACCUCUAACCAUUCCAAAGGACAUUGAUCUUCAUCUGGAAACAAAGUCUGUGACUGAAAGGGACACUAUAGCAUUGCAUUACUUUCCUGAGUAUCAGUGGCUGGUGGAUUUUACUGUUGCAGCUACAGUUGUGUAUGUGGUGACUGAAGCCUAUUACAGUAUUGUGAAGCCCUCACAGGAAAUGAAUAUCAGUGUAGUGUGGUGUCUGCUUGUCUUGGCGUUUGCAGUUAAGGUACUGUUUUCAUUGACCACCCAUUAUUUCAAAGUGGAAGAAGGAGGUGAAAGAUCAGUCUGCGUCACCUUUGGCUUUUUCUUCUUUGUGAAGGCAAUGGCAAUUUUGAUUGUGACAGAAAACUAUCUAGAGUUUGGGCUGGAAUCAGGAUUCUCAAAUUUCUCGGAAAGUGCUAUGCAGUUUCUUGAAAAGCAGGGUUUGGAAUCACAGGGUCCUGUGUCUAAACUAACCUUCAAAUUGUUCCUGGCUGUUCUGUGUUCACUUAUUGGUGCUUUUUUGACAUUCCCUGGCUUGCGACUGGCUCAAAUGCAUCUGGAUGCUCUGAAUUUAGCAACAGAAAAAAUAACACAAACGUUGCUACAUAUAAACUUCUUGGCACCUCUAGUUAUGGUUCUUCUGUGGGUAAAACCAAUCACUAAGGACUACAUUAUGAACCCGCCUUUGGGCAAAGAGAGCAUACCUUUAAUGUCAGAAGAUACAUUUGACACCGUGAGGUUGUGGAUUAUAAUCCUGUUGUGUGCUCUGCGGUUGGCUAUGAUGCGCAGUCAUUUGCAGGCCUAUCUGAAUCUAGCCCAGAAAAGCGUGGAUCAGAUGAAAAAGGAAGCUGGCAGAAUAAGUACAGUUGAUUUACAAAAAAUGGUGGCUCGGGUAUUCUAUUAUCUUUGUGUGAUUGCACUGCAGUAUGUUGCACCAUUGGUGAUGCUCCUUCACACAACUCUGCUUCUGAAAACACUAGGUAAUUAUUCUUGGGGCAUCUACCCGGAACUGAAUUCUGACACUCCAGUAGAAAACAAUCUGCUUCCCAAUUCAGUUUAUUCUGAAUCUCCACCUGCUGAUGGAAAGAUGAAAGUAACUGUAGUACAAAUAACAAUGGCUUUGGGAAGCCUAAAGAAUAUUUUCACUCCUCUCCUGUUCCGGGGACUCCUGUCUUUCCUUACCUGGUGGGUUGCUGCUUGUCUCUUUUCUACAAGCCUUUUUGGGCUUUUCUAUCACCAGUACCUGACUGUGGCAUGAACAGAUCAACUGAUAAGUACAACGUCAAAUUCUAGAUACAAACCCAGGUACCCAAGAGGAGAUGAAGAUAAAAGAAGAAAGCUAUAUAUGAAGAGAAAACAUAUCAGAUUUUUUUAAAAAACUCUUCCUCUGUGUUCUCAGGGUGAAUAUUCUUAAAAUGUUUAAAAUUACAACUGGGUUUGUUAUUUUUGUUACCGAGAUGGUAGGUAACUAAUUCAAUUAUAGUAACAAGACUGACAUUAUUGUGUGGCAGGUGUUGGUGGCAUGUUGAAAAGAUACAACCUCUUUGUAUCUUGGUUUCCAUUGAGAAGAUGUCACCCUCAACACUUUGUGUUUUAAGAAUCAGCUGUCAGUGACUGAACUGUUUAAGUAGGCACUGGUUAUGCUGAUGAUGGCUGCCUAUUCAGUUAAACCUUGAAACUGAGCCAUACAAUGGAAUAUGAAAGGGGAUUUUAAAAAGUUCUGUUGGAUAGCUGUUGAUCACUUUUCUCCAUGAAAAAUGAAAUAAUCCAACAGGACAACAGAGAUACUGUAUAUUACAGUAAGAAAAGUUGUAUAAAAUUUAAAUUUAACAUAAGAUAAACGAGUGGACCUGGCAGGUAUUGCUGCCUAAAUAUUAUGCAGAAAUGCUUGCACAGUGAGAGGGGAAUUAUUAAAAAAAAAAAAAAUAUAUAUAUAUAUAUAUAAUACAGUCCCUGCAGUCAUUUUGAAGUAAUGGCCAUCUGUAUUGGUGCUAAUAUUGAUCCACAGAUUCCAUUUGGAUCUUUUAAAUUUCUUCUUUUUAGGUAAUAGUUAAAUUCCAUUGAAUUCACAAAAUAAUAGACGUAGAUUAGUGACAGCAUUUAAACAUUUCAAAACAGUUUAAUCCUGCUGACUAAGAGUGUAUGUAUCUGUAAUGUACAUAUAAAUAUAUAUUAUAUAUCAAAUAUAUAAUAUAUAUGAAGUUACAAAAUACGGAAUCUUUAUUUUAAAUUGCUGAAUGUAUAUUACAAGGCCAUGGGAGAGGUAUACAUGUGUAUCUAGUUAAUUCAAGAUCCCAUUUGAAAUGAAAAUUAAAUUUGUUGAAAGUUCAGUUGAAAGGGCUAUUUGAUUUUUGUGCCUCUACAAAGGUACUUAGCUAUACUAAAGAACUUAAGCUAUUUUGCAAGAAGAGAUCAACUUCAACUGUUAAUGUUGAAAUACCAGCUCUGUCAGAUUGUCUCCUUUAGCCAGUGUAAUCUGUGUUAACUUGGCCGUAUGGUAACAAAUAAUAUCUCUCAGAAAUAAUAUUUUUCUGCGUAAUAAACAGUUAUUGUAAGGAGGAGCAAAGCAUUAACUUUAAAAGUUUUGCUUCAGUGGAGGGUUAGACCCUACAUAUCAAACUGUUGUGAAACAAUGAAUUACAAUGUUUUAGAUGUUUUGUGUAGUUGGAGAACAAAAAUGGGGAUUCAUAUGUAGUAGCUUUUUUAAAAUGUUAAUAUUACACUGCAGAGUUCAGUGCUUUAUUUUUUUUUGACUAAUACUGGCUACUUUUCUGUUACCGUUCUUUUUCUCUUGAAUUUGUGCUUUGGCAUAUAAGCAUUUAUAAAUGGAAAAGCUUAAAUAUUUAAUAUGUUGCAAACCUGCCAUAUGGGAAAGCAGACUGUCCAUGAAUGCAGAAAAUUCAGAAUUUAAGCUGGUGAUAAAUUGUCUUGCUAUGUUGAAUGCCUUUUAAGUUAUUUAUUAGUUUAUUAAAUUGCAUUUGCUGAUACUAGGAGAAGAUUUAUGUACACCAGCUAGUACCUACUGCAUGCAUUUGGGAUGUCUUGAAACACCUUGCAUGAUUCAAAUGGUUUCAUUGCAGUGUAGUAUUUCAGUGCUAUUGGUGCUGCAAGCUUUGUUUUUUCACACCGACCUUUCAUAGUUAACAGGGACAAAGACUCAACUGUGUGAAUUAACCUAAAAAAUAUUUGACUUCAUAGGUUCAGGUCUUGAAACACUCCUAGGAAAUGUCAUUCAGAUGAAUAGAAUAACAAAUUAUAGCACUGGGGGAAGUAUUGUAUCUGUUAGUUCAAGAUAUAUCAUUAAUAUGAAAAUUAGUAAGGUCAGCUUUUUAAUUUAUAGGUAGGCAUCCAAUAUUGAUGUUUUAUUCUGGAGAAUACUAAAACAAUACAGUGCAGUUUGAUUCUGAUUGUGAACUUGGUCCAAAAAGCUCACUACGUGGAUGAGAUGUAUCCUAUUGCUGCAAUCUGAAGGACAGGAAUGAACUUCCAAUACUGGAGGAGACUUAAAAAUAACGUUAGAUAACAGUUUCCUUUGGCAUAGCUACAUAUUUUGAAAGCUUGUAGUUUGUAAAAGUGAACUGUAGUUACAUCAGCAGAGCUUUUGAUGAGGAAGCACACUGUCUUACUCUUCAGGUGUCGCACAGAUCACAUGGAAAAUAUGCACUUGGAUGUUGCUAGCAUUAAAAUCAGCACUUCUGUCCCUUGUUCCACAUUUUGUUGUUCCACAGAACAGGAUGGACGACCUUCUGGUCAGCAAUUAAUCUGAACGGGAGGUGGUCUUUCUUUGGUUUCACUUAAUCAUUACAUAGGUCUAGGAGGUUUACUAAAAACUAACAUACAGCAAUAAACAUCUUUGAAAUGUGACAGUGAAGCUAGAGGGAGUAUAUUGCCAUAGUUGUGAGCAGUACAUUUUACAACUACCUGAUAUGCUCAAAAAUGACUUUUAAAGUAAAACAGCAGCCUUGAUAGUCCUUACUUCCAUGAAUAUUAUUUGAGCCUCCAAGAAGUAUCUGCUCACUUGUUCAGGAAGCUCUUUUAAAUCAGCAACUGGCAAAUGCUUCCUCCAGUCCCUACACCCCCUCCCUGGAGAGCUUUAUCAGCAGCUUGGGGUGAAAAAAGCAGCUUACAGAAAUGGAAAAGCAGGUAAAACCUGUCAGAGAGGUUAGUAGUUUUUAUUCAGGAUUCUUAAAUACUUGUUUUUCCUCACUGCCUACUACAUUUCUGAGAGAUUUUAGAAGGAAAGAUUCUUUUGACAAAGAGUCAAAGUGUUUUUUUUUUUUCUUCCUUUUUCCUGAAUUCAGAACUCCUUUUAUCACUCCAGUACUGUGACUUGUUGGCCUGACACUUCUUUCCUUCGGUCCACAGCUUUUUCCUACAUUACCUACACAGAAAUGACAUAGCUAGAUUAGUCAAUGUUGCUUGUAUUUUGAUUUUUUAUUCUUUUGGUUUGGUUUUAAGUUUAUUUAUCAUUGCAGGAUAAGUCCCUUUAAAUAGUUUAAAUAACUCCAAAGUCCAGCUGAAAUACAAACUUGCCAACAGUUGGUUAAACACUGCACUUCUGUAAUGGAAAUCCCUUUAGACAAAGUUAGGAUAGUGCUAAAUCCAGGUCUUCCAGCAAGAUUCAGGGAAACCCAAGUGUAACACUUGCUCUAUUUCUGAGAUUAGAGAAAUUGAUUAGGUAUGAGAGAGGACUGUAACAAGCCUGUUCUUCCACUUUGCAGGUGGUGUUCUCAGGCAGCACUUGUCCUCCUUUGAUACCUUCUCAAGCUUUAGGAUUUUCCAGGUGUUGAAGGACCUGUAGCAAACUAGCUGUUUUUUUUUCCUCUUCCUUCAUGUUGAUUCUCUUGCAAGAGAAUCAACAGCUAAAGUAAUAAUGGAGAAACAGGUAUUAUCAACACAAGAGAAAUCCUUGUACAGACUGAUGUGUUUUAGAAAAUUAAUUUCUAUGGCAAUUGAUCUUUCCCUUCUGUUAGUUGCAAAUACUGGAAGACAAGUGAAUAGAGAUGUAUCCUUACCUGGAUUGUAAAGUCAAACUCACCAACAAACGAAAGUGUCAUCAAGAUAUAUCAGCACAGCAAUUAGGUAGCAUAAUUUCAACGUAUAGAAUGGGUAGUGAGUACAGAGGUUUCAAGUAACUUCAAUGAAAUAAUUACAAGUUUGUUUACUGUGUUGUAGCUAACUACAGCUAAACGGCAACAGAGGUCUUGGAUUUAAUGCAUGAAAAAUUUAAACUAUCUUAAAACCUAUAGAAAUCUUACAGAAGGCCCUACAAGAUUAAAUGCCUUGUACAUUUUUAUUCUUAAAAAAACUAUUGUUUUGAGCACUAGUUUGUUUUUCAUGAGAGAUUUUGGAUGGUUUUGAAAAGUUAUACUUUCAGUUUUGCCAUUUGACACAAUUUGUGUAUGUUAGCCACAAAAAAAGUCAUCCCACAGAUAAUUUUGUCCCUACAAAGUAACUAGAAUGUUCUGGCUGUGACUGAAGAAUUAAGUGCACAGUAAAAAUGGGAAAUCAUGAAGGGAAGUAAGGCCAGAGAAAAUAGGAUUUCUCUUGGAGAAAUCUUUCUUUUAUGGCUAAGCAAAAUCUUAACAGCGGAGGGCAAAAGCAGGUUGUUUGGAUUUUAAGUGAAAUACUAAAGGUAAAUGUUUACCGUUAUGAGUAAAUAAGACUUUUUCCAGUACCUGCAGCCCAAGUCCUAAAUCCCAAAUGAUGAUUUAAGAACAAUGUUUUGACCUCGCUGUUAGUUGCUCCAAAGAGCAUCUAGACAACAGGUAUUGAAACCAAAUACCUGAUCUAGUUGAGCAAGCUGAUGCAGAGUAGUCAGUCUGUGCUGCAGAGUGAUUUCUUGAAAGGUCUGCCAUGCUUUGUGUCUUUGGCAGUGCACGUACUAAAAUUGACGGUGUAUCUAAUCUUCAUUCUCAAUACUAGACAGAAGAGUUUUCACUCUGUGGAAGAGAUAGUGAGACCAACAUGUUAUUUAAAGGCUGCUGUUACUGAAGUCUGUAUAUGCUGCACUUUUUCAGGUUUCUCGCUGUGGAUUGCCUGGAAGGUUAUGCUGUGCUGCACACUGUUUUGCAUGCCAGUGUAUUUGUGUUUUUAUUACUUUGGUUUCAGUGGCAUUUUUAAUGGAAAUUAUUUUUAAUCCUGUUAGCAUGGAACAUCUUUUCAUUUGUCAUUAAUACCAGCGCCUGCAACUAGAAGUCAAAUACUUCUACACUCAAUUUUUUUUUUUUGAACUUGGUGUCCAGGCUGGAGUGCUAACACGUACACAGUUUUAUAUUGAUUUGUGGAAUACACCUGUAAAUACCAAACUUUUUUCACAUCAUCACAACAUCAAUCCAGAAUAAGGGAGGAAGUCCAGGUUUGCAGUAUUUCAACAUACUGUGACUCUGCUAUUAAAACAAACAAAAAACAACUAGGUUUUACAAGUAGCUUUUUACAAACUCCUUAGUAGUAGGCCAUUUUUAUUUCAUUUAUUAUGCUGAUGAGUUUUUUUUAAGCCUGGCUUAAAAUAUCUUCUGCUAAAGUCAGCCUUUGUUCUCUUUUCCUUUGUUCACUUUCUCUGUUCACAAAUCAAAUUUUGCUUCCCAUGUAUAUUUUAAUUUUCAAGAAUGCAUAUUUAAAGUAUUUUUGAUAAAAAGCCAGGACAACAAUAAACACUCCAAAAA
Messenger RNA from Cygnus atratus (black swan), 7044 nucleotides. RefSeq names its product transmembrane protein 161B (gene TMEM161B). The record is from RefSeq and is a predicted model, not a curated record. NCBI's taxonomy places the organism in Eukaryota, Metazoa, Chordata, Aves, Anseriformes, Anatidae. The transcript is spliced from 12 exons. Bases 177 to 1637 code for a protein of 486 amino acids.